Messenger RNA from Neopelma chrysocephalum (saffron-crested tyrant-manakin), 2037 nucleotides. RefSeq names its product solute carrier family 22 member 13-like. Lineage: Eukaryota; Metazoa; Chordata; Aves; Passeriformes; Pipridae. The record is from RefSeq and is a predicted model, not a curated record. The transcript has 7 exons. Gene Ontology annotation, biological process: transmembrane transport. The coding region runs from base 197 to 1396 and encodes 399 amino acids. Gene Ontology annotation, cellular component: membrane. Gene Ontology annotation, molecular function: transmembrane transporter activity.
AAGAACGGGAAGGGAACGGCUGGUGAUAAAGUACGCCCUGGAGGACAGCACCAUAUCAUCAUAAUUAUGAACAUGCAGGUACAGGUGCUUGUUUUAUCACACUGGAUAAGGGGUUUAGUGCUGACAAGUUUAAACAUUAAUAUUUGCCUAUUUAAGCCAUAUGCACUAGCACAGCCUGGCCAGAGAGGUAAUCACCAUGGCUGAGUUUGGAGAUGUCAUAAGUGCUCUGGGGGAGUUUGGGCUAUACCAGAAGCUGCUGAUACUGCUCCUCGCCCUCCCGCUCCUUCUUAAUCCUUUCCAAAUGGUUGGCCAAGUGUUCAUGGUUGUGGAUGUGCCCCACCACUGUGACACCAGCUGGAUCCUCGCCGUCGGCCCCAACCUGACGCAGGAAGAGCAGCUGAACCUCACCCUGCCCCGGGAUGCGGACGGGGAGUACGAGCAGUGCUCCAUGUACUCCCCGGUGGACUGGGACCUGGACUCCAUCGUGGCACACGGCCUGAACGCCACGCAGAAGUGCAGCAGUGGCUGGGUGUACCCCUCAGCAGAGCCGGUGCUCCCAGAGUCAGCUCGGUGGCUGGUGACAAAAGGCAGGAUGGAGGAAGCCAAGAAGCUCCUUCAGAAGGCGGCGGCCACCAACAAGCGCAGCCUCCCGGCAGGACUCCUGGAGCAGUUGAAGCCUGAGAAACAAACCAAGCCUGUAAGCCUUCUGGAUCUCUUUCGGAAGAAGCACCUCCGGAAGGUGACUUUAAUCAUGUCGUGCAUCUGGUUUGCAGACAGCAUUGUCUACUAUGGACUGAGCCUUAGCGUGACAGGUUUUGGUCUGGACAUCUACCUGACACAGCUGGCCUUUGGGGCCGUGGAGUUUCCAGCUCGAGUUUUCCUCAUUUUCCUGCUGGAGUGGUUUGGGAGGAAGAAAAUGCAGGCCAUGUUCCUGAUGCUAUCUGGCCUGAUGUGUCUCAUCCUCACUGGCCUUCCUGAAGACCAGCCCGUGGCCAUCACCGUCCUGGCCAUCAUCGGCAAGUUCACAGCCACGGCCGCUUUCUCCACCUCCUACGUCUACUCCGCAGAGCUCUUCCCCACGGUCGUCAGGCAGACCGGCGUGGGGCUGUGCUCCACCGUGGCGAGGGUGGCCGGGAUCCUGGCCCCGCUGAUCAUCCCCCUGAACCAGUAUCACCGGGCCAUCCCCAUGGCCAUCUUCGGGAGCAUCCCCGUGCUUGUGUCACUGACCUGCAUCCUGCUGCCUGAGACCCGCGGCGCCGACCUGCCGGAUGACACGGGGAAGGGCCAAACCCCAGCUGAGAACAAGAAGACUGAAGAGUUUUUUAAGGCAGACAUCAGAGAGGAUGAAGCAGAUUUGGAGAAGGACAACUCCAGGUCCUCAGAGAUCGAGCUAUGAUUGGACAGGCACACACUAAAGGUCUAGUUGGAUUCAGGUUUUUUUGAAGCAGGUCAGGGAGGCACUGCUGCCUGGAAACUGGUCUUUCAGAUGAUGAACACAAUACCCGUGGUCAGAGGGAGAGGAGAUCUGUGUCACCCUGUGUUUGGGAAACACGCGCUUCAGACUGUUCCUCAAGCCCAGUUCUGCCAUGCCUGGCUGCGCAGAGAGUCCUCCUGACGUGUUUUCCCAGUCCUUCGCUAACUGGUACCCGUGGAACCAUCCCUGUCGUGUUUUACAGCAAUAAAGAAUCGCCAGCAGAGUGGUUGUACUGGGCAAGCGGGCGCCGGGCUGUGUCCCUGCUGCACUAACGGCCUGGGCCGGCACCUCCUCACCCCCACGUUUGAUCAGGAUGUCACUGAAACCCCGUCACACACGUAUUUAGCUUUUCUUUCUCUGUGGUGUUGAAGUUGAGUUUCUACAUGAAUAAUAUAAAUUAUCCUCUGAGUUUGAUAAGAGACACUCAUAAUGCAAUAUGUGAAUAAUAAAUGGUGUUGACUCUUAUUUUUUUGUUUCACAGUUGGCCUUUGUAACUGCUCUUGGCUCUGGAGUGUUUUCUACACAGAAAUCGUUAAGUCUGUAAUUUAGCACGCAGAUGGAAA